UAAUGGUGACUAUUUAUCAUUUUAUCGCCUACGUUUCUAUGUCUAAUGAAAAUGUUAGUGACUGAUAAGCACCAGUAACAAAAAUUGCCCGCACACGAAACGUUGAAGUACUCCAUUCUUUUGACCGAAGUGAUAUUUUUGGCAAAUGGAAAUUCUGAUUUAUCUGAUGAUUUUGUGCCAGUGAGAAUAUCGCCAUGCUUAGAUAAUAUCGAUCACCUCGACGGAUCGAAGCUUCGGAAUUCCUUGUGAUAGUAAUGUUGACGUCUGAGGCAUUUUGAGCAGGGCUUAGCUAGGUCAAAAUUCUGUCAUCAUUCGCGACGCAUACGCCGUAGUGUUGUUCAACUGGACAUUAUGCUAUCUAUUCCGGUAAGGAGAUUGCCAGCAGGCGAUAUGUUCCGUUUCAUUUUGGUGAUCAUUAUUGCCUCAGGCCUCGUACCAGUCGACUGCAUUGGCGGCUCGAACCGGAAUAGGCACCGAUAUAACUUGUUCUACGUUGCACCAUUAACCUGGCGAUAUCUAUUCCGGGUCGGCGAUAGUUCUCGCCUCCAGGCGAUAUCUUCUUUUGGUUCACACUGGCAUUCAUUAUCGCUCAAAGUCGACUGCAUAUGUUGCGGUAACUGCAGGCGAUACGUAUUUGACUGCAGGUGAUCGCUAUCGCCUUACCGGAAUAGACCCCGACUUACCCGGAUCUAGAUGGAGCGCAUCUCUCCAUCAUCGCGAACAAUAUAAAAUCGAUCGUCGUUUGUCAGGGUACCAACAGUACAUUCCGAAACGGCAUACAGGACAGGUCAACUUGAGCAAAAAAGUGUUUUUUUCUGAAAUCAUCAACAAUGCGUGUUGCAAUCGUUCUAUUGGCCGUUAUGGCGCUUAUCUGUGCUAUGUCGCCGGUGGAAGGUACCAAUUGCGAUAUAUUGUGUACCGCUGACGAAUCUCCCGUUUGUGGCGUAUCUCGCAAUGGCCAAGGUAAACGUCGAACUUUUGGCAAUAGGUGCAACAUGGACCAGUACAACUGUGACCACAACAAAGAUUACAUUUUCCAACGUGAAGGAGAGUGUUGAGACAAGAGUACAUCCAAUGCGUCAUUGUCGAGGUGGAAAUCCAGUUUUACAUAAUUUGCGCCGGGUCAGGCCCAGCACACUGGAAGGCUUCGCCUCUUUUUGAACCAUGACAAUAAAAUGUACUUUUAACAAACGCAGCGCGGUGUUUGACAGUUCUAAGAUGUCUUUUCCAUUCAUGUAAUUCAUAGAUGUUAUUUCACUUUACUAUCAGUUUUUA
This is a messenger RNA of Anopheles aquasalis, 1275 nucleotides long. Its product is annotated as vasotab. NCBI's taxonomy places the organism in Eukaryota, Metazoa, Arthropoda, Insecta, Diptera, Culicidae. The record is from RefSeq and is a predicted model, not a curated record. Gene Ontology annotation, molecular function: protein binding.